This is a messenger RNA of Macrosiphum euphorbiae (potato aphid), 927 nucleotides long. The record is from the annotation of a GenBank genome assembly. Lineage: Eukaryota; Metazoa; Arthropoda; Insecta; Hemiptera; Aphididae.
AUGAACAUCGGCAGGAGUAAUCCACACGGCAACCGACUAUUGUUCGCUGGCUUCAAUCAGGAUCAAGGAUGUUUUGCUUGUGGUAUGGAUAAGGGCUUUAGAGUUUACAACUGUGACCCUUUAAAAGAAAAAGUGCGCCAAGACUUUCCAGAUGGUGGCCUUGCCUUUGUAGAAAUGUUAUUUAGGUGUAAUUAUUUAGCUAUGGUUGGUGGAGGCACAUCACCAAAAUAUCCAACAAACAGAGUUGUUAUCUGGGAUGAUCUGAAAAAAGAUUCUGUGAUUACUUUGGAGUUCAACACACACGUGCUAUGUGUGCGGCUAAGAAGAGAUAGAAUAGUUGUUGUGCUUGAAGGUGUCAUCAAAGUGUACACGUUCACGCAGACUCCACAGCAGCUACAUGUCAACAAUUCAUUAUUAGCAUUCCCGGGGCGAAAAAUGGGACAUGUUCAAUUGGUAGAUCUAGCAGAUACAGAUAAACCUCCUCUGGAUAUUGCUGCACAUGAAACCCUCUUAGGAUGUAUAGCUCUUAAUUUACAGGGUACAAGACUGGCUACAGCGUCUGAAAGAGGAACUCUAAUAAGAGUAUUUGACACAAAGUCUGGAAAUAUGUUAUAUGAAUUUCGAAGAGGAACUAAUACAGCUCAAAUUUAUUGUAUUAACUUCAAUGCGGAUUCAACUAUGAUGUGUGUGGCUAGUGAUCAUGGAACCAUUCAUAUAUUUGCACUAGAAGACCAAAGUUUAAAUAAACAGUCAAUGCCCAAUGGACCACAGUGUGUUUGUGCAUUUGGAUCAGAAAACAAUUGUAUCAUAGUAAUUUGUGCUGAUGGAAAUUACUACAAGUUUGUGUUCAAUCAAAAGGGCGAAUGCUGGAGAGAUAUUUGUGCUCAAUUUCUAGAAAUAACUAAUGAUAAUAACAUUAUUAGUUGA